This is a messenger RNA of Pieris macdunnoughi, 993 nucleotides long. NCBI's taxonomy places the organism in Eukaryota, Metazoa, Arthropoda, Insecta, Lepidoptera, Pieridae. The record is from the annotation of a GenBank genome assembly.
AUGAUUUGUAUUAUAAGUAUCAGUGUAAUCGUAUCUGGGCUAGCUAUUUUAUUAGUUUUCUUACAUUUCUCAAUAGAUAAAAGAAUGUUGUACAAAAAUUUAAAUAAUAAGCAUGUUGUUGUGACUGGCGGGUCGAGUGGUAUUGGUAAGGCUGUUGCCAUCGAGGCCGUAAAAUUAGGAGCUAAUGUAACAGUUAUUGGUCGAGAUAUUAAGAAACUAACAUCUGUAGUUACUGAGAUGCAAGGACAUUUGAUUAAUAAAGAACAAAAAGUACAAUAUGCAUCAUUGGAUGUUACAUCCGAUUAUAAUACCAUAGAAAAAUGUUUCUCUGAUUUGGAAAAUAAAAUUGGAACAAUAUUUAUGUUAUUUAAUUGUGCUGGUAUGUGUAUUUGUGGUAAAUUUGAAGACAUGAAAAUUGAUGAAAUUAAACAAAUGAUUGAUUUAAAUUAUUUUGGAACUGCAUAUCCAACAAAGUAUGUUUUACCAAAGAUGAAAGAGAGAAAUGAGGGUAUUAUUGUUUUUGUUUCAACAGAAGCUGCCUUAUUAGGAAUAUAUGGCUACAGUGCGUAUGGUGCAGCAAAAUGGGCAGUUAGAGGCUUAGCAGAAUCAGUAUUUAUGGAACUGGUUGGAACAAAUGUAAGGCUGACUCUUGCAUUUCCUCCUGAUACAGACACACCUGGGUUUAAACAAGAGGAACUCACAAAACCUGCAGAAACCAAACUGAUAUCGGGCUCAGGAGGCCUUCAUUCUCCAUCCAAAGUUGGUAGGAAGAUGCUUCAGGAUGCACUAAAAGGAAAAUGCUAUUCAGUUUUCGGAUUUAGCGGACAGCUUUUAUCCCUACUAUACUGUGGAAGUAUAGAUAGUGUAAGUCAAGUAUUGCUUCAAAUUGUGACUAUGGGAUUUUUACGUGCUAUUGUAGUGGUCAUCAUGUUAUCGUUUCACAAAAUUGUAAGAGACGGUUUAAGUAAAAAAAAAAAAGAAAGUAGUAACUAA